This is a messenger RNA of Tachysurus vachellii, 961 nucleotides long. RefSeq names its product lysozyme g-like. The record is from RefSeq and is a predicted model, not a curated record. Gene Ontology annotation, cellular component: extracellular region. Gene Ontology annotation, molecular function: lysozyme activity. Gene Ontology annotation, biological process: defense response to Gram-positive bacterium; peptidoglycan catabolic process. Bases 67 to 627 code for a protein of 186 amino acids. The transcript is spliced from 5 exons. NCBI's taxonomy places the organism in Eukaryota, Metazoa, Chordata, Actinopteri, Siluriformes, Bagridae.
UUUAACAGUCAAAACCAUCCUCACUUACAUCUCUUUUCUCUGUGCAGGGAAGUAAGAACAACCAUCAUGGCUGGCAUUUUUGGAGACCUUACAAAGAUCGAGACGACUGGAGCAUCGGAAAAAACAGCGAGGCAGGACAAACUCACUAUCAAAGGGGUGGAAGCUUCAAAUAAACUGGCUGAGAAUGAUCUGAAGAGGAUGGAGCAGUACAAGAACAUGAUUGUGAAAGUUGGCAGAGCUAAGCAGAUGGACCCAGCUGUCAUCGCAGGCAUCAUAUCUAGAGAGUCAAGGGCUGGGUCAAUUCUGCAGAAUGGCUAUGGAGACCAUGGCAAUGGUUUUGGACUCAUGCAGGUUGAUAAGAACAACCACAAAGAUCUAAAGGGAGCCUGGAACAGUGAGGAGCACCUCAUCCAAGGCACCGAAAUUCUAAUAGAAUUCAUUAAAGCAAUUCAAAAGAAAUUCCCCAGCUGGCCCAAGGAGCACCAAUUUAAAGGUGGAAUCGCAGCCUACAACAUGGGGCCUGGUAAUGUCCGCACGUAUGAGCGCAUGGACAUCGGCAGCCGAGGAGAUGAUUAUUCCAAUGAUGUGGUGGCCCGGGCUCAGUGGUUUAAACGCAAAGGUUACUGAGCAAUAUUGGGUUUGUCAAUCCCAUUUGUAAUCAUUAAUGAUUAAUGAAUUACUGAAAUGAAAUGACAUAUUUGGAAUUAUGCCAUGAAACAUGUUUUAAAAAAUGCUUAACAAUUGUAGUUUCUACAAUGAGGCUCUUUUUUUAAGUCCGUUAAUAGGCUCAGCUCAACAGUAUUUCUCUUAACCUCUGCAAGAAAGCAUCUUGUUUGGGGAAACAUUUUAUUAUAACUAAAAUGAUACCGCUUUUAAUUUCUUUAAGCUAAUAUAUUUACAUUAGUAUUCAGAAAGAAAUGUAAUAAUAAGUCUUUAUUAAAAUUCAAGGCAUGAACACAAA